AGCCACACUCCCAUUGGCUGGCUGAGAGGGGCCACUGGGCAGAUAAAAGAGCUGUGCUCGUCGCUCCUGCUUGUACACCACUGCACACUGCUACUGUGUAUGAAGACUGAAAGAGAGGAGGACCCGACCACGACUGUGCCCGACAACUUGUACAAUGGACGCUGCAGAGUUCCGGAGGAGAGGGAAGGAGAUGGUAGACCUGAUAGCAGAUUACCUGGAGAACAUAGAGCAGAGGCCAGUGUACCCUGACGUGCAGCCUGGGUACCUGCGGUCCCUCAUCCCUGAGGAGGCCCCUGAGGAGCCCGACACCUACGAGGACGUGGUCAAAGACAUUGAGAGGGUCAUCAUGCCUGGGGUGACCCACUGGCACAGCCCGUACUUCUAUGCCUACUUCCCCACGGCUAACUCCUUCCCGGCCAUGCUGGCAGACAUGCUGUCUGGAGCUAUUGGUUGCAUCGGAUUCUCCUGGGCUGCCAGCCCGGCGUGUACAGAGUUGGAGACAGUCAUGAUGGACUGGCUGGGGAAGAUGCUCAAGCUGCCAGAGGACUUCAUCGCCGGGACACACGGACAAGGAGGAGGCGUCAUCCAGGGUACGGCCAGUGAGGCGACUCUGGUGGCUCUCCUAGCUGCCCGCUCCAGGGCGGUCAGAAUGAUCCUGGCCAGUGACCCACAGCGUCCAGAAACUGGCAUUACCUCCAAACUGGUGGCCUACUCCUCCGACCAGGCUCAUUGCUCGGUGGAACGAGCAGGUAUGAUUGCCGGAGUGAGGAUGAAGAAGAUUCCAACGGAGCAGUCCGACAAGUACGCUGUCCAGGGAGAGACCCUCCGGAGAAUGAUACAGGAAGACAAGGCUGCAGGACUCAUCCCCUUCUACUUCUGUGCUACUCUUGGGUCCACUCCCUCGUGUGCAUUUGAUCACAUUACUGAACUUGGGCCCAUAUGUAAUGCAGAGAAAAUCUGGAUGCACAUUGAUGCUGCAUAUGCUGGGAGUUCCUUUAUUUGUCCUGAAUUCAGACCCCUGUUGAACGGCAUUGAGUUUGCAGACUCAUUCAAUUUCAACCCACACAAAUGGUUGUUAGUCAACUUUGACUGCUCUACAAUGUGGGUGAGGAAAAGAUCUGAUCUCAUUGGGGCCUUCAAGAUGGAUCCUCUAUACCUGAAACAUGAUCAUCAAGAGUCAGGGCUGGUCACAGAUUACAGGCACUGGCAGAUUCCACUGGGCCGAAGGUUCCGCUCUCUCAAGAUGUGGUUUGUGUUCCGGAUGUAUGGGGUCAAAGGCAUUCAGGACUACAUCCGUAAGCAUGUGGAGUUGGCCAAAGAGUUUGAGAGCCUGGUUCGCGCUGACCAACGCUUUGAGAUCAGCGCAGACGUUGUCUUGGGGCUGGUCUGCUUUAGACUAAAGGGCUCCAACGAGGUGAACGAGACCUUGCUGAAGAGGAUCAACAAUGGCAGGAAGAUCCACCUGGUGCCGUGCCUGCUGUCUGGUCAGUUUGUGCUGCGCUUCGCCGUCUGCGCCCGCACUACCGAGUCACGUCACAUCCGCGAGGCCUGGCGACUCAUCACACAGCUGGCCGAAGAGGUCAUGCAGGAGCUGCCCUACUGACCAUCCACAUGGACUAGACAGGCUGGGUUGGACCAGGAGCUGUAAGUAAUCAAGUAUUUCAGAGUAAGAGUGCAGGUCUAGGAUCAGGUCCCCCCCCCCUGUCCAUUCAUUAAAAUAUAAAAUACUAAAUUGAUCCUAGAAGCGGACCUUAGAUCAGCACUCCUACUCUGAGAUGCUUGAUGAAUAAGGGCCCUAACCCCACCUGACCAUGGAUGGUAUUCAAAAAGUGUCUCAGAGUAGGAGUGUCCAUGUUAUCUUAUUUCUUGUGAAGUAAAAGGCUAAAGUGAUCCUAGUUCAGCACUCCUACUCUGAGAUGCUUGAUGAAUACAGGUCUGGAUCUCACUCAAUGGAGGCUGCUGAAGGGAGGACGGCUCAUAAUAAUGGCUGAAACGGAGCGACUGGAAUGGCAUCAAACCAUGUGUUUGAUACCAUUCCACCGAUUCCGCUCCAGUCAUUACCACAAGCCCAUCCUCCCUAAUUGAGGUGGCACCAACCUCCUGUGAUCUCACGACAUCAGCAUACUGUAACUGCAGCCCUUUCUCUUUGCUGUCUCAUCCCAUGUGUGUAUUUAUAUGUGUGGUUGUAUGUGAAUCAGUGAAUUUGUGUUGGUGAGUGUGAAUAAAUUCAAGGUGCGUAUGUGAGUGAAGCAAAUCAUAUCCAGAUGUUAAGGUUUUGCCUCAUAGGUUACUGUAGUGUAGGGUUUACUGACAAUACUCAAGCAUGUGUUCUAUGUAAAAACAGACUGACUGAGUUCUGCUCUGACUCCACACCAGUAUGCUAAAUGAGAGAGGCCAGGCUAGAGACGGGCACCACUCCCCUCAGGGCUCUGUGUAUGCCCCACCUGCUCCUACAACCCCUCUCCACCCUCACCUACCCUGCCAUGUCCCUUCUCAACCAACUGUUCAUCCAAAUCACUUUAGAGAAGGGUCAGCAUGCUAAAAAUACAGGCAAGGACUUAGUAUGUGGGGCUUUAUCCUGCCUGAGGUUUAUCCAGGCUCUGGUCACUCAGCUGUGUUUACCUGCUCUAGUGGAGUGAUUAGUAGAGGUAUUCAAUUCAGUACAACAUUAUUUAUCCCCUUAGGGGCAUAUUGAUUUAAACAUUGGGAUAUUGUAGGUCCCUAAAACAAGAUUAUGCACAUUAUACAUAUUCACAAUUCAAAACAUUUAAGAGUCAGAAAACAUUGUAUGGUUUGGCACCAUUAUACAGUAAGUAGAGAUAGAAACAGUUAGUAUCCCACAAGGUUUAAGCUGUUCACUGUUUUCAUGAAGCCAAAAAAAUUAACAGCAUGUUGAGAUUUUGCCAAAGAGAGAAACAGGUAUCUUAUACCAGAGACACAGGUAUCUUAUACCAGAGACACAGGUAUCGUAUACAAGAGACACAGGUAUCGAAUACAAGAGACACAGGUAUCUUAUACAAGAGACACGGGAAUCUUAUACCAGAGACACAGGUAUCUUAUACCAGAAAAACAGGUAUCUUAUACCAGAGACACAGGUAUCUUAUACAAGAGACACAGGUAUCUUAUACAAGAGACACAGGAAUCUUAUACCAGAGACACAGGUAUCUUAUACCAGAAAAACAGGUAUCUUAUACCAGAGACACAGGUAUCUUAUACCAGAGACACAGGUAUCUUAUACAAGAGACACAGGUAUCUUAUACCAGAUAAAUGGGUAGCCUAUAUCAGAGUUGUGGCCAUUACCAUUUCAAUUCAGUCAAUUCUGAAAGUAAACUAAAAUUCUAAUUCCAAAAUGUUCUCAUAGAGAAACAUUGAGCAAAAAUGUUUAACUCCCUAAUCGACUGAAUAGAAAAGGAAUUGAGCCCAACCCUGUUGCAUAAGCAGUUUUGUCCUGAACAUCAUAAUAACCCAUGAGACACAUAAGAGCUCUUAUGGGAGCAUCAGUUAAAACACUUACUGUAAGCUUUUGCCCUGCAUGAAUAAAAUAUACAGACAACAGUUAAUGUCUCAGUUGAUCUGAAGAGACACAAAAACAAUAUGUACCUAGCUUCACUUAAUGCCCUCAGCAGUAGCAGUGAGCCAAGGAGGAAUUGACUUGAGAGGGUCUCUCCUUAAGAAGGUAAUAUGAAUGUGUUUCAAAUGUGUACUCUACUGUAUGCACAUCAUAUGAUGGUUAUGUUGGGCUGUUGGAUAAACAAACCAGUUUAAAUGAGAUUAGACCUUUAAGCUGCGAUUCCCAGCAUGUCAUGGAGUCACUCAAAAUAAAUUAACUAAGUAAUCGAGAGAUAAAAUAUCCCUGUCCCUGGUUUGAUUCACAAGUCAAGUGUGCCUUUUGAAUGAGGGAUGGAGGGGUGUGUGUGUGUAGAAUAUGUGUAGUUGUGUCUUUUUGUCUCUUUUGUGUCUGUGUUUUCUUGAUAUAACCAGCAGUGGGCUGACUGCUUCAGUCUCACACUGGGGGGAAAUUGUAUUGUUAACUUGAUCAUCUCUUACCUGGCGAUAAGGUGGUAGUGCAAUGUUUUUUGAAGGAGGAAAACCUUAAGCAUAGCUAUAUUUUAUAUGCUUUGAGUGGCUUUGUGGCUUCCUGCUACUGAUCUGCCUCGUGGCAUCAUUGUACUGUCCUCUUUACACAACCAAAUAAAUGUGUUGCGAUGUG
Oncorhynchus gorbuscha (pink salmon) is the source of this 4210-nucleotide messenger RNA. RefSeq names its product aromatic-L-amino-acid decarboxylase-like. The transcript has 14 exons. Gene Ontology annotation, molecular function: aromatic-L-amino-acid decarboxylase activity; pyridoxal phosphate binding. The coding region runs from base 155 to 1603 and encodes 482 amino acids. NCBI's taxonomy places the organism in Eukaryota, Metazoa, Chordata, Actinopteri, Salmoniformes, Salmonidae. Gene Ontology annotation, biological process: catecholamine metabolic process; serotonin biosynthetic process; amino acid metabolic process. The record is from RefSeq and is a predicted model, not a curated record.